AAUGUGUAUAAAAGGCAUAAAAUAGUAUACUGAAGGCGGCGGCUCGGUGGUUAGCGGCCGACAGUUGCCGCAAGUCGCAAUGUUUUGAUCGAUUUUCCUCAGAUUAAAAUGGUCUUUGUUAAAAUUCCCGAGGUGGGAGUUGUGAUGGACUGAAACAGGCCCCACCAGUCCCCCCACCAAUGCCCUGCGGUACCCCAGGUCCUCCUGAGGUCACCUGUGGGCACCAACGCUGACGCCUUGCCCUCCAACACACUCCCCCACGGCGGGCCACACUUGCAGCUUCAGAUAGAUAUAUUUUGUUCUGUGAGAGUAUUUUUAGAAGAUUUUACAUAUUAAUUUAAAUGGCCGACGCAGUUGGGACCAGCAUAGAGUAAUCUCAUUGCAGUUACGCUUAGCAAGGAGACAAGGUGCCCAGUCCAGUAUUGCCCAGAGCUGUUAGUGAUAAGUAGAAGCGCGUCACCCAGCUGUCGAGGGAGUGCACAGCGUUCAUGUUUCCCAGUGAGAUUAGAUCUGAUAUUCUAUGUACUGUGUAGGAACUGUCUUGUUUUCAGCACAAUUAAGCAACCACUCACCGAGUUAAGGGUUAUACACACACACACACUCAAAUAUACUCUUCAUACACAUCAUGACUAUUGCUUAGAUCACCACCACCGCCGCCACUACCACCACCACUGCUGCCACCAUGAGUAGCCAAGACUUGCCACUGCUGUCCAACAUUGGGGACAUCCGGGCCAGGCACUACCUGCUGCAGUUGCACCCAAACUUCCACUCCAAGGUGAUGCGAGGGAAGGUCAUCAUCUUCUUUGAGCCGACCACCCCCUGUGAGCGUCUGGGUGGCUGCUGCACCCGGGAGUGUUCCUGUGAUGAGAGCCAGCGCCCGGCCGCCCCCACAGGUAUGCUGGCCGGCCUCAGGGCACACAGACGUCCACCACCGCCACCGCCAGACUCCGACUCCGACUCUGAUGAGGAGGUGCAGCCGCCGCAAGACUCCCCGGUGCAGGAUGGCCAGAACUCCAAGGACAAGGACUUUGAGGUGGUGCUGGACUGCUGCGACAUCCGAGUGCGCGGCGUGAGCGAGGUGAGCAGCGAGGGGGUGGAGCUGGAGCGCUACCUGGAUCCCCAGCACCAGCGUGUCUGUCCCUCUGCUGUGUCCCUGUGGUGUGGCCGGCGGCACACACCCCUGCACUACACUGUGAGCCCCUGGUGCAUCAAGAUCUGGAAGCCUGGCAUCAGGGAGGCACAGGGAUUCCCCCGUGUGGUCUGCAUCGACUAUGAGACCACACCCCAAGGCAAGUCGCUGCUGUGGCGGAGUGACCAGGAUGGCAACACCUGUGUGUUCACUCCGGCUGCAGCCAUCAACAACCGGUCCCUGUUGCCCUACCAGGACCCACCCUCAGCCAUGGCUACCUGGCAAGCCUGGGUCACUGUGGGUCGAGAUAAGAUAGUCAGCAUGACCGGGGAUGCCCGCCCUUUGCAGUGCCCUCCUCCAGGUGAGGAUGGCACGGGGGGUGACCCUCCCACCCACAAGCCCCUGGAGGAGUGCUGCUGUGCCCCAGACCAAGAGGAGGGGCUGGUCAGACCCUCCACCAUGUGCUACUACUACCACACCACAAUGGUCCUGCCCAUUGCCACCAUUGCCAUUGCCAUUGGCAGGUGGGAGGUGGAGACCCUGUCCACAGUACUGCCCCGGGCCAAGCCUCCUGAGAGUGGGAGUUCAGGGAGCUGCCGCCACUACCGGUACCCAUGCCACCAGGACCCCGACAACUGGAGCUACCAGACCCCACUGACCCUGGUGUACCCGCCCUCCUGUGCCCGGGCAGUCAAGCCACUGGGCUGCUUCCUGCCCCAUGCCCUGGCCGCUGCCACUCGCCUGCUGGGUGUGUACCCCUGCCGAAGGCUGGAGGUGGUGGUACUGCCCCAGUGCUUUGGCAGCCUGGGCUUGGCCUCACCCAAUCUCAUCUUCCUCUCCCCCACUGUGGCCAUUGAUGACCCCUCAGCAUUCAUCCGCCUUGCCCACGAGAUCAGCCACGCCUGGUUUGGGAUUGUCAUUGGAGCGCAGGACUGGACGGAGGAGUGGCUGAGCGAGGGCUUUGCCACCUACAUGGAAGACUCCAUCUACUCUGAGGCAGCUCUGGCCUACCACAGGGCACGGUGCAACACCUCGGCCACCACCAAGGCUACCAGAGCCUCCCCACGCUGCAGCCCCAAGAACCACUCACAAGAGAGCGACGCAGAAGCUGGGGAGGAUGAGGACGAGGACGAGGGGGCGGCGGGAGACACCAACAGCAGCAUUGGCACCAGACCCCGUGCGGCCAAGGAUAACGGUGCCAGCCAGGACGACGACGACGAUGACGAUGAUGACGUGAGGGAGCCUUGCUAUAAGUGUGAGUCCACCAAGGCCCUGUGUGGGUGUGUCAUGGUGGAGAGCUUAGCCCUAGGGGCCAGCCUGCCUCUCAAGCUGUCCUCAGGCCAUGGCCUCACCAGAGACAGCCUGGAGCAACUGUCAGACCUGCGGGCACACCUCAAGUACCGCACCCUGGCCAGUGAGGUGGAACACUCCACAGAGGAGUUGCAGACCCUCAGGCCCAUGCAGGGGGAGGGGCUGGUGGGGUCUGAUGGCGUCAGCUAUGUGAAGAACGGCCUCAACCCGGAGAAGACCUUCCUGCAGGUGCAUUAUCUGAAGGGCUACUUCCUCCUGAAGUACCUGAGCCAGCUGGUGGGGCGCGACAAGUUUGACGCCAUGCUGCGGGAGUACGUGUCGGUGUUCCACGGCCAGCUGGUUCUGUCCAGUCACAUCCUGGAAUAUUUUCUCAAGACCUUCCCCCACCUGGAGGCAGAGGGCCUCACACAGGAAGCUCUGAUGGAGGAGUGGCUGCACCAGCCGGGCCUCAACGAGGAGAUCACCGACAUGUUUGGGGACCUGUCCAAUGAGUUGUUUGAGCAGGUUGGGCAGCACCUCAAGUUUUGGGAGCACUUUGAUAAGUCCAAGAAGAGAUCUGGGCAGACCAUCAAGAGGGCCAAGGUGCAGCUGGAGCCGUUCCUGUUUCCCGACCAGCUGGUGCUGCUGCUGGAACAUCUGCUGGAGCUGCCCAAGGUGUACAAGCGCACGCUGCGGCAGAUCAACGAGUACUAUGGCAUGUGGGCGCAGUGCGGGGACGUGCGCCACCGCUGGUGUGAGCUCAUCAUCAAGAGUGACUACGAGGACCUGCAGCAGGUGGAGCGCUUCCUGCUGGAGGACCAGGCCAUGGGGGUCUACCUGUAUGGGGAGCUCAUCAUCUCCAGGAAUGUCAAGCACCGCCGCCUGGCAGAGCAGGUGUUUGGCAAGAUCCAGGAGGACAUGGACGAGACAGCGCGCAUGACUGUCUUCUCCAUGCUGUACGGGGAGUAGCUGCCGCCACCGCCGCUGCCACCACCUAUUGUUGUGUGAAGUAGUAACUAAGUUUCUCUCGGCACAAAAUCGGCAGACUAACCACACUUUUAGGGGGGGGGAGGGGGGAGGGAGGGAGGGGAAACUAGUGUUUGAAUACCAGUGUAGAGCAGAGCUGGCAGCUGUCAGUGUGUGUGUGUGUGUGUGUGUGUGUGUGUGUGUGUGUGUGUAUAUGCAAGCUUGGUAUGUAUUGUGGAGAUUAGUGUCUGUAUGAGCUGAAUUGGGAGAGACCUGGCCAGCAACAUUCCCACGACUUGCGACACUGGUGUGACUUUCAGUUUGCCUUCACGUUUUGGCUCGGGCCACCGGGAGCCGAGGAAACCACUGACCAAGGGUGACUAAAUUUUGUCUUAUGCUCGAUUGGGAGAGUUUGCAACAAGGUAACACAAAAAUUAGGUUAUUGCUAUUUGUAGUGUUAAGAGUAUCAUAAUUUUCCAACUAUUUUCUACAACCAGUUUGUGAAGGACAAUCUUACUAAUAAAAAUGAGUUGCUUGACA
This is a messenger RNA of Scylla paramamosain (green mud crab), 3925 nucleotides long. RefSeq names its product aminopeptidase O-like. Bases 683 to 3388 code for a protein of 901 amino acids. Gene Ontology annotation, cellular component: nucleolus. Gene Ontology annotation, molecular function: zinc ion binding; metalloaminopeptidase activity. The record is from RefSeq and is a predicted model, not a curated record. NCBI's taxonomy places the organism in Eukaryota, Metazoa, Arthropoda, Malacostraca, Decapoda, Portunidae. The transcript has 3 exons.